AUGGCCCCUGAAGACCAAAUAAUCCUCAUCACAGGAGCCUCUGGUUUCUUGGCUUCCCAUGUUGUGGACUAUUUCCUCCGCGCUGGAUACCAAGUCCGAGGAACCGUUCGGUCUUCCGCAACUGCUGAAAAAGUCCGACAGACUUUCUCUGGCUACGCGCCCCAAUUGACCUUAGCCAUUGUUGAGGAUGUCGCUAGGCCAGGAGCCUUUGAUACCGCCGUUAACGGUGUUCAUGGAGUGGUCCAUACAGCUGCUCCAUUCCAGGUCUUCGGAGUUGAGGAUAAUGAGCGGGACCUACUCAAACCGGCCAUCGAUGGGACCCUCAACAUUCUCAAAUCUGUCCGUGAAUUUGCUCCCCAAGUCAAACGUGUUGUCUUAACUUCCUCGUUUGCUGCUAUGUUUGACCCUACCAAGGACAAGUGGCCUGGUCAUGUCUACUCCGAGCUGGACUGGAAUCCAACGCCCUACGAAGCUGCCGCGGCUGAAGGUGCUCCGGCCGGGUUGGCCUACUCAACUGCGAAAUCGUUGGCUGAGCGUUAUGCCUGGGACUUUGUUAAGAGCAACAAAGUGAAUUUUGAUAUCACGACAAUUAUGCCGCCAAUGAUAUAUGGCCCCAAUAUCAACGCCACUGCCGACCUUGCCAAGUUAAAUACUUCUUCCAUGGAUAUUUACCGCCUAAUGUCGCCACAGUCCAAAUCCAGCGAUCCAGUUCCGGAGAAUAUGUUUUGGUCAUUUGUGGACGUGCGUGAUGUGGCUGAGGCACACUUGCGCGCUUACCAGGUGGUUGAAGCUGGGGGUGAGCGUUUCUUCAUUUGUAAGGGCAACUUUACCUACCAGCAAUUUGUAGAUGCUCUGCGGGCCCAUCUUCCUGACAUCAAGGCCCGAGUGCCUAUUGGGAAUCCUGGCGCGGGGGAAGUUCCAUCCGAUGUUUACACUAUCGACACAUCCAAAUCGCAAAGAAUCCUGGGUUUGAAGUAUCGUCCCUUGGAGGAAACAAUUGUCGAUGCUGCACGGUCUUUGCUAGAUCUAGAGGCUAUGAGUGCUUAG
This is a messenger RNA of Talaromyces atroroseus, 1047 nucleotides long. RefSeq lists its product as hypothetical. The transcript has a single exon. The record is from RefSeq and is a predicted model, not a curated record. Gene Ontology annotation, molecular function: oxidoreductase activity, acting on the CH-OH group of donors, NAD or NADP as acceptor. Bases 1 to 1047 code for a protein of 348 amino acids. NCBI's taxonomy places the organism in Eukaryota, Fungi, Ascomycota, Eurotiomycetes, Eurotiales, Trichocomaceae.